This is a messenger RNA of Scleropages formosus (Asian bonytongue), 1848 nucleotides long. It is a transcript of the gene dct, whose product is annotated as dopachrome tautomerase. Gene Ontology annotation, cellular component: melanosome. The record is from RefSeq and is a predicted model, not a curated record. The coding region runs from base 174 to 1721 and encodes 515 amino acids. Gene Ontology annotation, molecular function: oxidoreductase activity; dopachrome isomerase activity. Gene Ontology annotation, biological process: developmental pigmentation; melanin biosynthetic process from tyrosine; ventricular zone neuroblast division. NCBI's taxonomy places the organism in Eukaryota, Metazoa, Chordata, Actinopteri, Osteoglossiformes, Osteoglossidae. The transcript has 8 exons.
AGGCCUGAGCUGUGUCUGCUGUGGGCCAACAGCUCAGUUCUGUGCUGAAUGUGACCGGCGGAGGCAAAGGGUGCUGUCGGAGUGCGUGCGCUCCGCUCGACCGCCGCCUUGCUGUGCUUCGCACCCGGGACGCCGCUGGGGAACGGAUAGUGGAACGCGGUAAAGCGGGGGCCAUGACGAAGGCCGUGGUGCUGCUCCUGUGCCUCUGGGGGUGGCUGGACCCAGCGGGGGCGCAGUUCCCCAGGGCCUGCUGCACCGUGGAGGGCAUCUUGUCAAAGCGGUGUUGCCCCCCCCUCGGGCCGAACCCGGACAACAUCUGCGGCGUUCUGUCGGGCAGGGGCAACUGCAGCGACGUGCGAGUGGACCGAAAGCCCUGGGGAGGGCCGUACACGCUCAGGAAUGUCGAUGACCGCGAAAGAUGGCCCAUGAAAUUUUUUAACCGGACCUGCAGGUGUUUCGGAAACUUUGCCGGGUACAACUGUGGCGAGUGUAAGUUCGGCUGGACGGGCCCCACGUGCGAACAGCCCAAGGCCCCGGUGGUGCGCAAGGACAUCCAUUCGCUGAGCGCCGACGAGCUGAGGCGCUUCCUGGGCACCCUGGACCUCGCCAAGAGGACCACGCACCCCGACUUCAUGAUCGCCACCCAGCACUGGCUCGGCCUCCUGGGUCCCAACGGCACCCAGCCGCAGUUCGCCAACAUCUCCAUCUACGACUUCUUUGUGUGGCAGCACUACUACUCCGUGAGGGACACACUCCUAGGUCCGGGACGUCCGUUUAAAGCCAUCGACUUUUCCCACAAAGGGCCGGCGUUCAUCACCUGGCACAGAUAUCACCUCCUGCUCCUGGAAAGAGACCUGCAGAAACUGACGGGUGAUGAGAAUUUUGCCGUGCCAUACUGGAACUUCGCGACGGGGCGGAACGAGUGUGAUGUGUGCACCAAUUCCCUCCUGGGGGGCCCUAACCCUGAAGAUCCCACCCUCAUCAGUCCACAGUCUCUUUUCUCCACGUGGGGAGUGGUGUGUGACAGCCUGGAGGACUACAACCGCCUGGUGACCCUCUGUAAUGGAACCAAGGAGGGCUUCCUGAGAAGGGGUGUGUCACAGGGUUUCAACACGAGCCUGCCCACCAUGGACGAUGUGCGCCACUGCCUUGGCCUGAAGGACUUUGACAGCCCCCCAUACUUCACCAAUUCCACGUCCAGCUUCAGAAAUGCUCUGGAAGGCUUUGAUAAACCCAAUGGCGAGUCAGACCCCUCGAUGACCAACCUCCACAACCUGGUCCAUCGGUUCCUCAAUGGGACCAGCGCUUUGUCUCACUCUGCGGCCAACGACCCGAUCUUCCUGGUUCUGCACUCCUUCACGGAUGCCGUAUUCGAUGAGUGGAUGAAGCGCUUUGUUCCGCCCAACUCGAGCUUUCCGGAUGAGAUGGCUCCGAUCGGCCACAAUAAGGAGUACAACAUGGUGCCUUUCUUUCCGCCUGUGACCAACGAGGAGGUCUACAUCACGUCAGACCAACUGGGAUACUCCUAUGCCAUCGACCUGGAAGGUGACGGCAGCAGUGGCACGGCCGUGUUGGUGGGCUCCUCCAUCGGGGGAGCCUUCCUGGGCCUCCUGGUUCUGCUGCUGCUGCUGGUGCUGUACCUGCGUCAGAGGAGGACCCAGGACAGCGAGCCGCUCAUAAAGGCAGAGUUCACCACCACCAAGUACACAGAGGAAGCCUAGAAUGUGUAGAACCGAUACUCACUGCAGAUACAUGCGCGCACCACGGUAAACGACCACAAUGAAUGACAAAUGAGGAAUCAAAGUACUGUAAGGAGUCAAGACAAAUGUAGAUGAAUUGGAAUGUAUU